Messenger RNA from Mytilus trossulus (common blue mussel), 2778 nucleotides. RefSeq names its product protoheme IX farnesyltransferase, mitochondrial-like. Lineage: Eukaryota; Metazoa; Mollusca; Bivalvia; Mytilida; Mytilidae. Gene Ontology annotation, cellular component: mitochondrial membrane; mitochondrion. The record is from RefSeq and is a predicted model, not a curated record. Gene Ontology annotation, biological process: heme A biosynthetic process. Gene Ontology annotation, molecular function: protoheme IX farnesyltransferase activity. Bases 168 to 1586 code for a protein of 472 amino acids. The transcript has 6 exons.
UGCAUAUUUUUUGGUAACAGGAUGAACCUUCACAGGGACAACAUGAAACCAAUCAACAGUAAAAAGAAAUCGUCUCGAUAAACUGCGUUAUUAUAUAUUAUAAAACAACAAAAUGUAGCUUUUAGAUACAUCGUUAACUUAAAUAUGACUCUAAUGUAAAGAUCGAUAUGCAUAUAAUGAAAGUAGGAUGGAGUGUUGGCAAGAAGAAGUUAUUUCAACUGCAAAUGUCAACAAAGUCAUGCUUGUCACAGCUAGAGGUUACACAACGUGUGAAGUCUUCGUGGAGUAUAAAAUUAGCUCAAAGGACAGCUUCAUCCAAAGCACAGAGUGUGUUUAAAGAAUCAAACCAUGUUGAAGAAGAAAGAGUAAAACCAGAUAUGACCACUGUCCAUCAAUCUAUCCUUAAUCAGGGAUUAUCAUUACAUCAUAAACAUUCUAGCACACUCCUUCAUCUGAAUGAAAACUUACUCGAUAUCAAUGGUGUACAAUUACAGGAUACUGUUAGAGAUAAUCCAAAAUGGCUGACUCCAGAAAAACUUAAACUUAUACAAAAUGAAUUGAAACGAGACAGAAAAGCAGAGAGCCCUGCAAGUAAUAUAGAAUCCCUUGUAGAUUGGACCUGGCAUGAACAGAAAGUUGAUUAUUCUAAACUCUUACACCAUUAUUUAAUGUUAUCAAAGAUCAGAUUGACAGGAUUGGUUGUAUUAACACAGAUGGCAGGUUUUGCCAUAGCACCAGGUGCAUUUGACCUUUGGACUUUUAUGUUUGCCACUGUGGGUACAUCUCUUACCUCAGCUUCAGCAAAUGCCACUAAUCAGUUUUUGGAAGUCCCAUAUGACUCACAGAUGAACAGAACAAAAAAUAGAGUUAUUGUAAGAGGAUUUUUAACACCAACACAUGCUUUGUCAUUUGCUGCAGUUUGUGGAAGCAUUGGAGUUGUGACAUUAUUUUUUGGAGCUAAUCCUCUGACAGCUGGCCUUGGAGCCUUUAACUGGAUACUGUACACGGUGGUUUACACUCCAAUGAAAAGAAUGAGUAUAACAAACACAUGGUUUGGAUCCAUUGUAGGAGCUAUACCACCAAUGAUGGGAUGGGCUGCUGCCACAGGGGCACUGGAACCAGGAGCAUGGUUACUAGGAGCUAUAUUAUUUGCCUGGCAGUUUCCACAUUUCAAUGCUUUAAGCUGGAAUCUUCGUCCCGAUUAUUCACGAGGUGGUUACCGUAUGAUGUCUGUCAUUAACCCUGACCUCUGUAAGAGGGUGGCGAUGAGAUAUUCCUUUGGAAUGAUUGGACUAUGUCUUUUAGCACCCGUUUUAGAUAUAACAACAUGGACCUUUGCAUUUGAUUCCUUACCCCUCAAUGGGUAUUUCGCUUACCUUGGGUGGCGUUUCUAUCGUGAUGGUGACAGUAACUCCUCAAGGAAACUUUUUAGAUUUAGUUUAAUUCAUAUUCCAGUUCUGUUGAUUCUGAUGAUAAUAAGUAAGAAGCAUAAGGACGAAUCAGAACCAACCAGUGAUAUCAAACAAUUAACCACAAAAGUGACUGAUUAUAUUAAAACUGUUUCUAAAUAUACUAAUAACUUGUAGUAUUAGUAAUGUUCUUGUGAAAUGUUUUUAAAAUGUCGGCCAUAACAGGGAUAGUAAUUACAUGUCAUGGUACUUAUACAUGUUAAAGUUUUACUUUGGAAAGAGUAUAAUACAGGAAAAUGCUUCUUAUAGGUUUAUGCAUUCUCUAUUUCUCAGGACUUGCGUUCCCCAUUUCAAUCAAACAGACAAAUCGCUUUAUGUUGUAGUAAAACAGAUUUUUUAUUUCUAUGAAAAAUUAAACUUUGAGUGUAACACUUAAAACUGGAAAAGUAUGAUAUACAGUAUUAUUAGUUAUGUUCCUUUAUCUAAUUUAUUGUAUUUUAUUUGUAUAAAUCAUGUUAAUCAUGUGUUAAUACCAAAACAAACAAAGCAACACAUAAAAUAUGUAUGUUUCUAUAAUCAUUCAUUCCAAUGACUUACAUGUACAUAUUUGCAGAGAGCAGAGUAACCAAAAACAUGAUUACCUCCCCUGUAUGUCUAAUAACAUGAUUUCCUCCCCUGAAUAAGCCAUUUUAAAAUUUCAUGUUAUUCUAUUUAAUAAAAAGUUAUUGCAAUUGUAGAUCAAUUUGACAGAAAUAUUUGUUUGUUUUAUUUGUAUGCAUUAGAAUAUAUUAACUCUGUUAUAAACUGGAGUAUUUAAGGUUGAAGAGACAUGUACAUUGUAUGUGUUUCUGGAACAUGAUGAACUUGUGCCUUGUUUUCAGUAAAUAUCUGAUUUGUUUAGAAUACUUUGUCUGUGUUCUUUUAUCUUAUGAUUACUGCUUAUUUUUUUAUUUAUCUAAAAAAUCUUUGUAUACAUAUCAUUAUAAAGUUAAAGAAAUUGUUUGCACCUCCAUACAUUAAAAUCAAACUGUGUAGGGACACUAGUCACAGUUGUGAAUUGUUAAAACAACAAAAACAGCUGCUAUCUUCUGAUGACAAAAUUAUAAUUGAUAAUAGAUAAACAUCUGGUUCUUGAAUUUUUUAAUAAGAUUAAGGCCAUUCAAGGGCUGGAAUCAACUUGUGUUAUAAUUUUUUCCAUUAUUCAAAAUUGAAAACGGGAGUGAGAUUGAAAUAAUCAGAUUUUGAUCAAAUUGUAUUUUAUAUUUUAAACUUAAUAAAUACAGGCAUGUAAGAAAUGUAAACAGUGAUAAGAAAUUCCGGUGUGUAUUGAAUUGAUUUUAUGAAAUCAUGGAAUAAACUCUUAACAUCU